Seriola aureovittata is the source of this 2911-nucleotide messenger RNA. Its product is annotated as B-cell receptor CD22-like. The transcript has 9 exons. The record is from RefSeq and is a predicted model, not a curated record. The coding region runs from base 297 to 1592 and encodes 431 amino acids. NCBI's taxonomy places the organism in Eukaryota, Metazoa, Chordata, Actinopteri, Carangiformes, Carangidae.
GUUGUUUCACCACAAGAAAGCAACAUCACUGGAAGAAAGCAACAUCACUGGUGCGUGAUAUAUUUCCUCUAAGCAGGGCCUGGUUUCAUGUAUAUACCUCACAUGUUCAAAUUUAAGCAGUGCACCGAGUCUGCGGUGUGUGUGUAUGACCUGGUUUGAGGGUGAUCCAAAUCUUUACAAAAAGCUGCACUUAGUAAAGGAAGAAGAGGAAGGACAAAGUAACACUAUUUUCUGAGUAGAAACAAAUGUAUCUUGAUUAGCAGCUUUAUGAUUACUUGACUGGGAAGAGUUUCAGCAUGUGCUCUGAACGCAGAAACUUGACCUGGACACCGAUGCUUCUGAUUCUGUCUGGUGUUCUCUGCAAAGAGUGGAAAGUGGACUAUCAACUGCCAAAUAUCUGUGCAGUGAAAGGCUCGUCUGUUGUCAUUCCAUGUUCAUUUGACUAUCCUGACAACAAAGUGAAAAGUGUCAUGUGGGGUCAUGAAAGGAAUAAUUUUUAUGAUGGUCCCUUCAUAUUUAACAGCAAAUCAGUAGAUAACACCUCAAGGUUUCAGUAUAUUGGUGACAGACUUCACAAUUGUUCAUUUAGAAUAGACCAAGUAGAGCAUAAUGAUACAGGUAAAUAUGUAUUCAGAUUUGAGACUAACCUCCCAAGUGGCAAAUGGACUGGUAAAGAUGGCUCAAAAUUAGAUAUUUUUGAUCUGAAGACUUUGGUGACGAAAACGAAUGGAAAUGGAGCAAUGAAAGAAGGCGACUCUGUGAAUCUGACCUGCAAAGAGAGCUGUGAUGGUGGUGACCUCUCAUCUGCUUUCACCUGGUUUAAGGAUGGAAAAGCCAUAAGUGAAGGACGUGCACUUUAUUUAAGCAACAUUUCCUCCACAAACUCUGGAAACUACACUUGUUCCAUAACAACACACAAAGGAACAAGUUCAGAAGUCAUAAAUAUUAAUGUUGAAUAUGGCCCUAAAAACACAUCAGGGUCUGCCAGACCAUCGACGGAGGUAGAAGCCAGUAGCAACAUAACUCUCACCUGCAGCAGCUAUGCAAACCCACCAGUGGAGAAUUAUACUUGGUUUAAAAUAGUUGAUCGUGAUACGGGCGUCGUUUCUGUUGGAAAUAAGUUUGAACUGCACUUUAGGGUGGUUUCUCCUGCCGUUGAUGGCCAGUACUUCUGCAGUGCCACCAACAAACAUGGGAGUCAAAACUCUUCUAUUGUGACUUUAAAGGUUAAAGCAUUUUCUCCAAACAGCGUAUUUACCAGAAAUGUAGUCAUCAAUGCUACUGCUGCUACUGUUACUGCACUUCUGAUUGUGACCAUUAUUAUUGCUGUCAGGAAACUCAACAAAGGAAGGACAAGAGCGCCAGAGACUGAUUGUGAGGAGGUCAAUCAGAAUGUAAUCUACCUCAACUGGCCCGUGUUUGAAAACAGCCAGUCACAAGAAGGAAAUCAGUGUGAGGGAGUAUCAACGGAACUCACCUACAUAACUGUUGACUUCAACACCAAGAGAAAGUCAAACAGGCAGCAGCAGAUGGACUCGCAUAAUGAUGACGAUGGUGUGGUUUACAGCUCAGUGUGCAGGACCACAUCUUGAACCCGUCGUACACUGAACAUCUCUGACAGGCACAUGCUGUUUUGCAGUAACAGGAAGGAAAAAAAAUGUGCUGAAAUAUCAAAACAAAAACAGGAACAAUGCUAAAUCUUGUUGCUCCUAAAUGAAGAAAGGGCACUAUUAUAAAAGUCAAAUGGAAUUUAGUUGAAUGCUGCAGUUUACUUAAGAUACAGGAAGAGGAAUGAAGAGGAUAUUUUCUACAGAAUUAAUACAUUUACACCAGCUAUUUCUUUAAUAAUGGCACAUACUCAUAUGUUGUCAGUUUUACAGGAGGCUGGUGUGUAUGGGCAACCAAAGUCAAUCUCAAGAUGAUCAAAAAAUAUGUUAGAAUAUGUUUCUUUUAGUGCAGGUUAUUUUAUUCCUUUCAUCAUGCCUCUAGGUCAAAUGUGCGUGGAUGCACUCACUGGUUGUCAAGGUGCUUUCUGGUGCUUGGUGUUUUGCAAAUUAGAGAUGCUCUUGUUUUGUGUUUUUUUGGCACAGCAAAAGUUAAUUUGCUUUCUGUAGUCUUACAUCCCUGAGGUUCUCAGGAGGAGCUUACUAAAUUAUAUCCCCUACUGAGGCUAUAGACAAUUGCUUCAGGUCCAAUGGGCUGGAAAAGUUGAAAAUAUGUGAAAGAAAUUAAAUCAUACAUUUAUGUGAAGCAUAAACUAUUAUAUUGGACAAAUGAGAGCAAAACAAAAACUGUACAGUGAAACAGUAAGAGAAAGCACUUUUGCUCUUACUGGAGAGUUUUUCAGCGUAAAAUUGCUCCUUGAGUGAACGUGAAACAGUUUUGAUCAUGACUCUCAUUAAGGUUCAGUCUUUUGUUCAUGUAACACUGUGUCAUCGCCCUGAAAGUUUGAAGAAUGUCCUCUCACAACAUCUGCCUGGUCGUCCUCUGGGGUUUCAUUGAUGUAUAUGUGAAAUAAUACACCUGCACUUUUAUUACGCAAACAUUCAUCAUUAAUAGCCAUUAAUAACCUUUUGGUAGAUGCCCCUAAAUGCAGGUCAAUGGACAAAAUGGCUCUGACAUGCUUCUUGUAUAACUGCAUCUGACAAUAAACAACUCGGAAAAGCUCUGUGGUUCUAUGAGUCUCUGAACACCUUGCAAACAGCUGCUCGUAUGGUUAUUUCAAUAGUAUCCACUGAUGUGUUUUUUUUCUUAACUUGACUCAUGCAUGCAGCAGCUUCAGUCGUGUUUGUAAAAUUAUUUUUUUUCUAAGAUAACUUUUUUUUUUUUUUUUUCAAAUAAGCACAGCAUUCAUAUGUGAAAUCCUUUGGUUCAGUUCUCUGGUUGUAGUAAAAAUAAAAAAAUAAAGAGU